CCCGCCUGCCCCGGUUUCACCAACUCACGACCCCUGCUGUCAGCUGCCCGAGCGUCAGCAGGCGCAUCUUGCGCACUCCACAAAGACCGAGGCCAUGACGGGUGCUGGCGCUGCUGGUUCAGUUGAUGGCCAGAUGGCUCGCGUGGAGGACUUCAGCUCUCCGUCGCAACGGGAAAGUGCUUCGCCACAGAAGCAACAAUGGCUCGGUGGCAUUCUGCCUAGCCCAGGCGCCGACGAAGAAUGGUUCCGUGAAGUGCUGACCUCCAACGGCCAGUUGGCGAACGUGGCCACCAAGAACGACAUCGACGACAUGAAGACAUCCAUCCAUGCUGCUGAAGUCAAGAUCGAGGGUUUCAGCUCCAGGCUAUCGGGUUUGGAGGCCAAGUCCGCUGCCAGUUCUGCCGCCGCUCGAGAACUUUGCGUCGAAGAGGUAUCCCGGAUCGCCAAUAUUGAGACCGUCAAGGCGCAGCUCAAAACAAAUUCUGAAGCAACCCGUUCAACACCACCAUCGGGAGCAAGCUCUGUAGCAGGCUAUGACGUUGGAGGCGAUGUUGGCGGCAACAACAACAGUUGCAAUAUCUGGAUUGCGGGUUUUCCGCGUCCUGUGUUGGCGAGCGCGAUGACACGACACGCCAUUCAACGCUAUGCUCCUCAUAGUGUCGCCGCGAUCCCGAAGUGCCACAUCUUCUUUCAGUCGGCAUACAGCAUCGUUUUCGACAGCAUUGAGAACGCCAAGGACUUCCUGACGCGUGACCGCACCCUCGACGUCACAUGGGAUGGCCCUUCACAGAUCCAGUCCGUCACGCUGAAGGUUCGCACGGAUGCUCCGCCAGAGAUUCGGAAAGUCAACCGUGUUCUGGGCGCUCUGGGCGAAGGUGCAGGAGGUUGCCCCCAGUGCGUUUCUGUAGGAAACACAGAUGCCAUGUCAGUCGAUCCAGAGCGUCGACAUGCACGGGCAUGCUAAUAGUUAAGCACAG
Molecule: messenger RNA, 977 nt
Organism: Prorocentrum cordatum
Lineage: Eukaryota; Dinophyceae; Prorocentrales; Prorocentraceae
Source: the annotation of a GenBank genome assembly